AUGUUUUUAAUAUUCAAAAAUGAAAAUCGAAUCAUGAAUCUUUACAAAGAAGAUAGUGACAAACUUAAUGAUGAUGAUGCUUUGAUGAAUCUGGUUCCUAGGUUACCUGUGGCUACAUUCGAUAGUUAUGAUCCAAGUAUUCCACCUGAAAACGGUGCAGAUUAUUUACGACGAGUUCAACUUGAAUCUCAACAAGAACCGAGUAUAAAAGUGGCCGAACAAAUUUUGAUUCGAAAACCAAAAUGUUAUGAUUAUCACGUGAAAUCGAUUGAAGAAAAGGAAUUUAUACGUUCACUGCCUGCGUUUGAAAUUCAUGAGCAAUCAAUAGUACCAUCACUGAUUGAAUCAUUUUUAACAUUACGCCAACAUAUCGAUGAUUUACGAACAAAAUGUUCUGACACUCGAAAACUAAUCCAACAUACCCGUAAAUGGUGGCGUGAAUAUUGUUUCAGCCAUGAAAAUAAAUCUAACCACAUGGGAUAUAAGCCUGAAAAUUCUUAUCAUACUAAUUUGCCUCGAUUAUCAUUACUAGCUAGAAUUAGUCAAAAAGAAGUUUGCCGAUUAUUAUACUAUCAUUACGAAUGGUUACGAGAAGAUGGUCAUGAAAAAUUCACUAUCGAAAGAGGCCUAUGGCUUUAUUCACUAUUGGCCGCAUUGGAUUCUAUUCAACCUGAUGAUACCUAUUGUUUAUUAAGGCAAAUUACUCGUCUUUGUAGUCGUAUGCGAAAUGAAUUCCAAAUCUAUCUUUAUGACAAUAUUAGCGGCAAGGAUGGUGAUGAUGUGAGAAUAACGGUGACGGUUGGCCAUAUUGCUAAUGAUAAUCAAUGUAGCGUAGUAUUCCAAAAACUUGCUUCAUUGAAUCUGAUCAUCUUGUUGGUGGGAUAUUAUUUCAAUCAAAAAGAUUUACUCGAUAGUUGGAAAUAAGCAGUGUUCUGUCCAAUGAAUGUAAACAAAACUUGUUAUAUUGGUUCUCAGAGAAUAACAAAAGCGAAAUUUUUUUUUUUUUGGUUGCCUGAUGAUGACAAUGGAAACAAGAGACGAAACCAGCAGACAAUCACCACCAAUCUAUCUUUAGAUAAUAAUAAUAAUAUAUCCUGACAUGUUUAAUAUAUAUGAUGAUGACAUUGAAUGACAAUUUGUAUCACCGUAUCUGUCUCUGCCAUUUUCAAUCAACAUCAUCAUCGCUUUCGUUUGUCGUAGCAACAAAUGCACUGAAAUCUGAAUGAUUAUAAUUCUGUGUUAAACUAUCAAUUGAUCAAUAAAUAAAAAUAUUUUUGGCUACAAAAUCAAAAUCAAAUCAAUUUCGUAUAAAUAUGAACAAUGGAACAAAAUUGCCUUAAUCUUAUCAUCCAAUUAAAUAAUAUUUUUUCCAUUUUUUUCUGA
This is a messenger RNA of Dermatophagoides farinae (American house dust mite), 1383 nucleotides long. Lineage: Eukaryota; Metazoa; Arthropoda; Arachnida; Sarcoptiformes; Pyroglyphidae. The record is from RefSeq and is a predicted model, not a curated record.